Molecule: messenger RNA, 1701 nt
Organism: Thermochaetoides thermophila DSM 1495
Lineage: Eukaryota; Fungi; Ascomycota; Sordariomycetes; Sordariales; Chaetomiaceae
Exons: 3
Coding region: 1-1701 (566 amino acids)
Biological process (GO): poly(A)+ mRNA export from nucleus; post-transcriptional tethering of RNA polymerase II gene DNA at nuclear periphery; transcription elongation by RNA polymerase II
Cellular component (GO): transcription export complex 2
Molecular function (GO): double-stranded DNA binding; RNA binding
Source: RefSeq, a predicted model, not a curated record
AUGAACCUCGUCAUCCAGUUCCUCUCCAGCAUCCGGCAGUUUGUCAUCGCUCAAAACAGCGACGAGUUACGCAACUGGUUGCUCGUCGAGACCGAUGCUGCUGACAUCUACUAUGAGAUGGGCAAGCAGAUCCGGUCUGGCUGUCCCCCUGGCCGCCCAAUACUCGAAGAUCUCGUCGAAAAGUGCCUGCCGAUGGAGGACGACGUACAGGAAGGCCGCGGCUCACCCUGGCCCGGCUUCAAUUCCUUCAUCAAGGACUAUCUUGAGUACUGGCGUGACAUGAACCCCGACGACAUUCUCGGGCUGCAUUCUCGGCUCAGCGAGCUCUUAGUGUCGUGCGCCAAUGCCCUCGCCAAUCCCACCUACGGCAACAUCCUGCUGCCGACUGCCAUGUCACUCUCUGAGUCCCUCUGCAAGCUGGUUAUGAAUCUCAACCGCCAGCCGCAUCUGCUGGCCCAGAUCCAGGGUGACACGUCCGGCGACGAAACCGGCGAGAGAAAGUCCAUCGUAGAGGCAGCAGCCGAUAUCAUUCAAAAGAUAUUCACCUCCUGUCUGACCGACCGUUCCAGCAGUCGCUGGUCCCAGCCAAAGGGGAAGAAGGUGGCUGUUUAUAUUUUCGCCAACCUCACCCUCAAGUUGCUGUUUGCCUGCGACAAGUCGCGGCUCGCCGUCCAGAUGUUUACCAACCUCUCAACAAGUGGACCAGCGCUCUCUCUAUAUCCAGCGUCACAACGCGUCACCUUCCUCUACUAUCUCGGCCGCUUCAACUUCGACCACGGCCACUAUCUCCGAGCACACAUGUGCUUCGAGGAAGCCUACCUUCAAUGCCCUCCACGCUUCCAAAAACACCGCAGGCAAAUCCUCCUAUGGUGGAUCCCCACCAACCUACUGCUUGGCCGGUUCCCGUCCCAAGCCUUGCUGCAACGACCCGAGGCCGCCGGGUUUGCCCAGAUCUUCCUCCCCAUCUGCCAUGCCGUCCGCACCGGCAACUUCGUCGCCUUCCAUCAGACCUUGGCUCAAAAUCGCGACUGGCUCUGGGACAGAGGCUUUUAUCUGACCCUGUUGUACCGCCUAAAGCCUCUCAUUUGGCGGUCGCUGACCCGCAAGACUUUCAUGCUUACCUGGCAGGGGUCCGCAGCUGGCGACCCCAAUACGACCACGACCACGACAGGCAACAAAGCAGCAUCUCUCGCCCUUGAAGACGUCGUCACCGUUGCCUGUUACGUCCAAAAGCUGCUAGAGGGCUACGUUCCCGUGCGGAAGCCCAAGCUUGCAGCAUCUGUCAGCCCUGCGUUCAUGCAGACCGGAGGUAACCCUACUAGUACCUUCGCGUUAGACGGCAGUAGAGAACCAACGCUUGUCCCACCUCCUGGUGGCCCGCGGCAGCUGAUGCCAUCCGAAGGUCUCAUCUUUGGCAACAAAAAACCCGAUCUUGAGAGCAUCGAAGCUGUUGUUUCAGGGCUCGUUUAUGCUGGGCUUCUCAACGGUUUUAUCGCGAGACAUCAGAAGCGUUUCGCCGUAGAGGGCACCAAGAAGAAAGGUGGAAAUGCUGUUGCCGCUGGCUGGCCAAACCCAUAUGAGAGCAUUCUCGAGCGGUUUCGGGAAGCGCACCAAGAGGCACUGGAUGCGUGCGAUGAGGGAAGUGGCGAACCCCCGGGUGAAUUGGAUGAUGUUCCUGGAUGGGUGCGUAGUCCGACUUAA